AUGAAUCCAGUAGAUCCUACAGUAGAAAAUGAAGUGCCACUAUCUAACGUAAAUCAUGAAGUUCCACAAAUUUCUGAAGUAAAUAAUGAGGUUCCACAAGAUCAACCAAAUAUGACAUCUGUUGCUGUUGAUGCUUCUCUUAGUACUGAUGCUUCUCCUAGUGCAAUAGGAACGAGAAAGUUAACAUCUAAUGUUUGGAAUCAUUUUCGAAGAAAGAAAGUUAAUGGAAUGGAUAAGGCAAUUUGCAAUUAUUGUGAGAAACCUCUUUCUGGCAAUCGUAAACAUGGGACAACACAUUUACGUGAGCAUUUCAAAAUUUGUCCAAGACGAACUGUUAGUGAUAUAAGGCAGAAAAUACUAAUUAAAGAGAAAAACAAGGGAGAUUUUGUUAUUAAAAGCUUUCAAUUUGACCAAGAAACCUCAAGGUGCAUGCUUGCUAAAAUGAUAAUUUUACAUGAGUAUCCAUUAACAAUAGUGGAGCAUCAUGGAUUUCAUAAGCUUUUAGCAAGUCUUCAACCUUUGUUCAAGGUUCCAUGUCGCAAUACCAUUAAGAGUGAUAUAUUGAAAUUGUAUGAUUAUGAAAAGACAAAAGUAUUGAGCUUGUUGGAAUGUAAUAAAGGUAGGAUUGCUUUAACCACCGACAUGUGGACUGCAUCUAAUCAGAGGAAGGGAUUUUUGGCUUUGAUAGCUCAUUUCAUAGAUGAUAAUUGGACUUUGCAAAGUCGUAUUUUGAGGUUUGCUUAUGUUCGCUCUCCACAUACUUCAGAAGUCCUUGCUAAUGUGAUAGUUAAGUCUAUGAUGGAUUGGAAUAUUGAUAGGAAUAUAUCCACCAUUACUGUUGAUAAUUGCUCUACUAAUGAUUCUCUUAUAAACAAUGUGUUGCAUAAACUUGAUCAUUCUACACUUAUGCUAGGAGGGACUUUAUUUCAUAUGCGUUGUGCUGCUCAUAUUUUGAAUUUAGUUGUCCAAGACGAUUUGGAUGUCAUUGCACCUAGUGUUGAGAAAAUUCGUGAAAGUGUUGCAUAUUGGAGAGCAUCACUUAAAAGAGAGCAAAAGUUUGAUGAUGUGGCACGGAUAAUGUGUUUGCUCGUCUGA
Zingiber officinale is the source of this 1095-nucleotide messenger RNA. Its product is annotated as zinc finger BED domain-containing protein RICESLEEPER 2-like. The record is from RefSeq and is a predicted model, not a curated record. The transcript is spliced from 3 exons. The coding region runs from base 1 to 1095 and encodes 364 amino acids. Lineage: Eukaryota; Viridiplantae; Streptophyta; Magnoliopsida; Zingiberales; Zingiberaceae. Gene Ontology annotation, molecular function: DNA binding.